Molecule: messenger RNA, 5055 nt
Organism: Scomber scombrus (Atlantic mackerel)
Lineage: Eukaryota; Metazoa; Chordata; Actinopteri; Scombriformes; Scombridae
Product: phosphatidylinositol-3-phosphatase SAC1-B
Exons: 20
Coding region: 49-1809 (586 amino acids)
Biological process (GO): phosphatidylinositol dephosphorylation
Cellular component (GO): endoplasmic reticulum
Molecular function (GO): phosphatidylinositol-4-phosphate phosphatase activity
Source: RefSeq, a predicted model, not a curated record
ACGACUAAAUCAGGCGUAGCACGUUACGGAGGUCAAACGAAAGGAAAGAUGGCGAGCACCUAUGAUAGUUUCAACUUGCGCACCACACCAGAGAAGUUUUACAUAGAGGCUUGUGAUGAUGGUUCUGUGGAUGUCCUGACUAUUGACAGGGUGUCAGCUGAGAUGACCGUCUCAGUGAGGAGGGACAUCCCUGCAACUGCUAAGACCAGACCGAUAUGUGGACUGAUGGGGACCAUACGUUUGGUGGCAGGUGUGUACCUGGUUGUCAUUACAAAGAAGAAGAAGGUGGGGGAUCUGCUGGGCCAUGCUGUGUGGAAGGCUCUGGACUUUGACAUGAUCUCCUAUAAGAAGACAAUACUACACCUGACAGACAACCAGAUGCAGGACAACAAGACUUUCCUGUCCAUGAUCAACAAUGUGCUUCAUACAGAUGGCUUCUACUUUGCAACAGACUAUGACCUGACCCACACUCUGCAGCGUUUGGCCAACACCAGCCCAGAAUUUCAGGAGAUGAGCCUUCUAGAAAGGGCAGAUCAGCGUUUUGUCUGGAAUGGCCACCUGUUGAGGGAAUUCAUUGCACAGCCAGAGUUACACAAGUUUGUAUAUCCUGUUGUCCACGGCUUCAUUAUCAUAAAGUCAAGCUGCAUCAAUGGAAAGGUGUUUGACUGGAGCAUUAUCUCCAGGAGGAGCUGUUUCAGAGCUGGGGUACGCUACCAUGUCAGAGGCAUUGAUUCAGAAGGCCAUGCUGCCAACUAUGUAGAAACAGAGCAGGUAGUGCAAUACAACAGUGCCAAAGCUUCAUUUGUACAGACAAGAGGCUCCAUCCCCUUCUACUGGUCCCAAAGGCCUAAUCUCAAGUACAAGCCAAAGCCACAAAUCAGCAAAACAGUCAACCAUUUGGAUGGAUUCCAGAGACACUUUGACUCACAGAUUAUUCUCUAUGGAAGACAAGUCAUUUUGAACCUGAUCAACCAAACAGGCUCAGAAAAGCCUCUGGAGCUAGCAUUUGACAAGAUGGUAGCCAGCUUGGGAAAUGGCAUGAUCAAGUACAUAGCAUUUGACUUCCAUAAGGAAUGCAGUCGGAUGAGGUGGCACCGACUACAGAUCUUAUUAGACAUGGUCGCUGAAAUGCAGGAUGAGUUUGGGUAUUUCCUGGUGGAUGCAGAUGGGAAGGUGCUGUCGAACCAGGAGGGGACAUUUCGCAGCAACUGCAUGGACUGUCUGGACCGCACCAAUGUCAUCCAGAGCCUUCUGGCCCGAUGCACGCUGAAGUCACAGCUACAGAAAAUGGGAGUCCUCCACAUGAGCCAGCAGAUUGAAGAGCAAGCCGACUUUGAGAAGAUGUACAAGAAUGCUUGGGCAGAUAAUGCGGAUGCCUGUGCCAAGCAGUAUGCUGGUACUGGUGCCUUGAAGACUGACUUCACCAGGACAGGGAAGAGGACUCAGUGGGGGCUGCUGAUGGAUGGCUGGAACUCCAUUAUCCGAUAUUACAAAAACAACUUCUCUGAUGGUUUUAGACAGGACUCCAUUGAUCUGUUCCUUGGUAAUUAUGCUGUGGAUGAAGCUGAUUGGACCACUCCACUGCAUGACCUCAAAGACUUGAAGUUUCUGACGUUGCCUAUAAUAAUGGUGGUAGCAUUCUCUAUGUGUAUCAUCUGUCUGCUAAUGGCUGGUGACACGUGGACGGAGACACUGGCCUAUGUCCUGUUCUGGGGAAUAGCUAGUGUGGUGACAGGUGGCCUCAUCCUUUUUAAUGGACGGGACUUCAUAGAUGCUCCCAAGCUGAUACAGAAGGAGAAGCUGGACUGAAUGUGUGUGUGUGGAAAGCAGCUAGGCCCUGGUGAGCUCACCGCCUCAUCCUCUACAUCUUCAUCACUUUACUCCCGGCAUCAGCAGGCCUGGAGCCUUUACUAGAAGAGAGGCAGGAGUGGAGGAGGGUGGGGGCUGCAGGGCCAGCCUUGUGUACAAGAACAGUGGAAAGACAGAGACUGGAAGUGCACAGGCCUGCUGCUGUCCACACUGCAGCGUCACUCGUGGACAGGACUGUCUAUCCACAGGCUGAACCUCUGGACUUUGUUCUAACUGGAUGUCAUCAUUUCUGAUUUCAGAUGAAUUUUGUGGGACCUAUGUAAGAUUUCACAUGUCCCACUGCAUUCCCUUAAUGGGAUGCAUUGGGAUCAGAUUCAGAAGUGCUGCUGUGAUGUCACAGGACAGUAUUAAAUGAAGUACAGUUUGUACUGUUAAUUAGCCUUUAUUUUUCUUUUGGUUUGCCAUUGCCAAGAUAUGUUUAUCCAUGAACAGUAGCUCUGUCUCAUCUUAGAUGCUACCUGUCUGCCUCUGAAAACCAAUAACAGGUUGAUAUGGCUCAGAGAAAUGCUGCCUUAUUUAGCCAGGAUUAAAAUAACAUGUAUCAUUGGAAGUCUUCAGUAUUUGGAUUGCAUAACUGCAUUUGAGCAGUAUUUAUCACCUCAUAUUGUCAGGGAAUAUAUAAGAUAACCAAAUUAUAAUGUGAAGGUGUUUGUGAUGAGGUUGUCAUCAGUAUCUGUUAAACCCAUCAUACGAAGUAGUAUGAAAUGCUGUUGCAGACUGUAGAAGGAACGUAUAAACUCCUCUGUUUGUUCCUGUUAGUAGCCUGUUCAGCAAAACAUGUUAAACUGUUAGAAGGAUUAGAGAGGCAGAGUUUAAGCAAUUUCUUUAAUCUAUAGUCAGCCACAUGAACAAUAAUUAGUUUAAUAAUCUCCACAAAUGUAUGAAAUACAGUAGAUGUUUUUCCAUGAUGUUUUUUAUCUAUUGACGAACUAUAUUAAAUGCAAAAUCAGAGUACAUUAUACACUGGUUAAAUAAGUAUUGAACACGUCACCAUUUUUCUUAGUAAAUACAUUUCUAAAGGUGCUAUUGACAUGACAUUUUCACCAGACGUCAGUAACAACCCAUGCAAUCCACACAUGCACAGAAAUAAAACCAUAGGUGUCCAUAAAUUAAGUUAUGUGUUAUUAUGUGAAAUGACACAGGGGAAAAGUAUUGGAACACAUGAAGAAAGGGAUGUUCAAAAAGGCAUAGAAAGCCAAAACACCAGCUAAAAUCUAUCAGUAAUAGAACAGAAAAGACAGCAAUCCUGCCACUUGCAAAUCCAUAUCAACUGGUUCAUUCCCAACUGAUGGCCAAUAAAAAGGUGUCUCAUUACCAAGGUGUCAUACAAGAAACAUCUCAUGAUGGGUAAAAGCAAAGAGCUCUCUCAAGACCUUUGCAACCUUAUUGUUGCAAAACAUACUGAUGGCAUUAAUUACAGAAAGAUGUCUAAGCUUCUGAAUGUUCCAGUGAGCACUGUUGGGGUUAUAAUCUGGAAUAGGAAAGAACAUCAUUUCACCAUAAACCAGCCACGACCAGGUGCUCCUCGCAAGAUUUCUGACAGGAGCGAAAAUAAUUAUCAGAAGAGUUGUCCAAGAGCCAAGGACUAUUUGUGAAUACCUUCAGAAAGACCUGGAAUUAGCAGGUACAAUUGUUUCAAAGAAAAUAAGUAAUGCACUCAACCACCAUGGCCUGUAUGCAAGCUCACCACGCAACACUCAAUUGCUGAAGAAAAAGCAUGUUGAAGCGCGUUUAAAGUUUGCUGCACAACAUUUAGACAAGUCUGUAAAAUACAUUUUUUACAGGUGCUAUUGACAUGAAAUUUUCUCCAGACGUCAGUAACAACCCAUGCAAUCCACACAGAAAUCAAACCGUAGGUGUCCAUAAAUUAAGUUGUGUAAUAAUGUGAAAUGACACAGGGGAAAAGUAUUGAACACAUGAAGAAAGGGAGGUGCAAAAAGUCAUAGAAAGCCAAAACACCAGCUAAAAUCUAUCAGUAAUAGAACAGAAAAGACAGCAAUCCUGCCACUUGCAAAUCAAUAUCAACUGGUUCAUUCCCAACUGAUGGCCAAUAAAAAGGUGUCUCAUUCUCAAUUGCUGAAGAAAAAGCAUGUUGAAGAGCGUUUAAAGUUUGCUGCACAACAUUUAGACAAGCCUGUGAAAUACUGGGAGAAUAUAGUCUGGUCAGUUUGGAGGUCAAAUGGCACUGCACAUCACCCCAAAAGCACCAUACCAACAGUGAAGUUUGGAGGUGGGAACAUCAUGGUGUGGGGCUGUUUUUCAGCAUACAGCACUGGCAAACUUCAUAUAAUUGAAGGAAGGAUGAAUGGUAAAAUGUACUGAGACAUUCUUGAUAAAAAUCUGCCACCAUCUACCAGGAUGAUGAAGAUGAAACAAGGGUGGACAUUUCAUCAAGACAAUGACACCAAACACACAGCCAAGGAAACUCUCAAUUGGUUUCAGAGAAAGAAAAUAAAGCUGCUACAAUGGCCCAGCCAAUCACCUGACUUGAAUCCAAUAGAAAAUCUAUGGAAUGAACUAAAGAUCAGAGCUCAUAGAAGAGGCCCACGGAAUCUUCAAGAUUUGAAGACUGUUUGUGUGGAACAAUGGGCCAAAAUCACACCUGAGCAAUGCAUGGGACUAGUUUCUCCAUACAAGAGGCGUCUUGAAGCUGUUAUUACCAACAAAGGCUUUUGUCGAAGUAUUAAAUAAAUUUCACUAAGCGCGUUCAAUAUUUUUUCCCUGUGUCAUUCCAUUUUAUUAAACAUAACUUAAUUUCUGAACUUAUUUAUUUUGGUUUCUUGUAUGUAGAGGUUACUUGGGUUGUUCCUGACAUCUGGUGAAAAUUUCAUGUCGAUAGCACCUAUGGAAAUAUAUUUACUGAGAAAAAUGGUGAUGUGUUCAAUACUUAUUUUAGCCACUGUAUAUUUAAAUAACGGAUUAAGCAAACACAAAUUUUCUUGAAUUAUAAAGUACAGUAUGAAAUAUUGACUUUGUUUAUAAUUUCUUCCACUCACAUCUCACACUAUUCAACAAUUCGCCAGACAAAAUGUACAACAGCAAAGUAUUAAACACACCAAACAGCGGCACAACUUCCAGCUUCAUUGGAGAACAUACAUUUUGUUCAGACUUGACAUCUUGGACAUGUCUUACAAUUUUAACAAAUGUUUUAUGUAACAAAUGUUAUUUACUGUUGAAAACAGAAGU